Nerophis lumbriciformis (worm pipefish) is the source of this 1902-nucleotide messenger RNA. It is a transcript of the gene slc35h1, whose product is annotated as solute carrier family 35 member C2. The record is from RefSeq and is a predicted model, not a curated record. Lineage: Eukaryota; Metazoa; Chordata; Actinopteri; Syngnathiformes; Syngnathidae.
CAAUUAUACUUAGUAUGCUUUAUUUUGGCUCCAUGGCUAUGAUGCCGAAUGAAAAGGGAGCUUUUUUUCCAUUUCAAAAUGAUCCGCGUUUAGUGCUUGUCCCAUGCAAACCUACUUAUUUAGACAAUAAUGCCAAUAGUGCUGACAUUUGUCAAUGGAGUCCGUUAGUGAGCAGACGCGUACGUCACCGGGAGAAUGGUGACGUUGAUACUUAGCGGUGUUAGGGAAAUUAAUUUAAUAAACAAUUCAUUUUUAAUCCAGUUAUUUAUUUUCUUUUACGUUCUACGCUAAUAGUAGCCCAUUUUAUUACAGUGGAAGUUAGCUUGAGGGCGUUUGACCUGUUAGCACACGUGCUAGCAAACAGUUGCUCCAGCUCUUGUUUUGCUUUGUAAAUAAUUUGCUUAUUUUGUCUCUUAAAAUGCAGGACUGGUGUUUAAAAAAAAAAAAAGGAGACUGGCUUCACAUUCCAGAUGGCAUUUCUUCUACUCUAGCUGCCUGUUUUAUGGCGUGCCCGGUCCAGUUCCUGUGCAGGACUCUGCGGACUUUGGGACUGGUUCUCCUCUACUAUGUCUUCUCCAUAGGCAUCACUUUCUAUAAUAAAUGGCUAAUGAGGGAUUUCCACUAUCCCCUCUUUAUGACGCUAGUACACCUGGCCAUCAACUUCUGCCUGUCGGCGCUGACCCGGUGGGCCAUGAAGUGCUGGACAGGGAAGACUCGUGUUAUUCUCAGCUGGACUGAUUACCUCUACAAGGUGGCUCCCACAGCCUUGGCGACAACACUGGACAUUGGACUGUCCAACUGGAGCUUCCUCUUCAUCACCAUUAGCUUGUACACCAUGACCAAGUCCUCAGCAGUACUCUUUAUUCUCUUUUUCUCUCUGCUCUUCAAACUUGAGGAGCCAAACCCAUUCCUGGUCCUGGUGGUCCUGUUGAUCGCCAGCGGCCUCUUCAUGUUUACCUUCCAGUCCACCCAGUUCAACCUGGAGGGCUUCGUCCUGGUGCUGUUGGCGUCCUUCAUCGGGGGAAUUCGAUGGACCCUCACUCAGGUGCUCAUGCAGAAAGCGGAGCUGGGCCUCCAGAACCCGGUGGACGCCAUGUACCACCUCCAACCUCUCAUGUUCCUCGGCCUCUUCCCUCUCUUCCUGGUUAAUGAAGGAUUGAGCUUGAGCACCUCAGACAAGUUGUUCCGGGUGACGGAGUUGUCUCCUCUCUUGUAUUCUGUGCUCUUGUUGAGUAUGGGAGGAGUCCUGGCUUUCGGUUUGGGCUUUUCAGAGUUUCUUCUCGUCUCACGAACAUCCAGCCUCACCUUGUCCAUAUCGGGCAUCUUUAAGGAGGUCUGCACACUGCUGCUGGCAGCAUGGCUGAUGGGAGACAAAAUGAGCGCGCUCAACUGGCUGGGCUUCGUCAUGUGUGUGUGUGGUAUCGCACUGCACGUGGGUCUAAAGACUUACUACUCCAAAAAUAAAGGCUCGUCCGUAAGGCAGCUGAGCAGUAAGAACACGGAGCUCCAGCUGCCCUUGCUGAGGCAGGAUGAAGACGAUGCCGACAAUGAGGAAGAGGAAAUGACUCUGCACUAGCAUACGAGAUCAUCAUCAUCCUCGUAGAGAUCCAUCAUGGUCUGCUUGACAACCCCGCCAUCUAUGUUGUUCUUCUUUGUCUCAGGGGAGCUAAAAAUGAUUGAAAUAGAAUACUUUUCUAUGUGAGGUGACUCUCUCGGAGAAUCAUGGACCUUACUAACUUGAUAGCAAUCAGUUUGUUCCCUUAAACUGGAUUUAUCCACACAAAUUUAACCUCCACACAAAUAGAAAUGAUAGAAUAGAAUAGAAAGUACUUUAUUGAUCCCUGGGGGAAAUUCAGCACCACAGUUCGCUCACAAUAGACAAUAAACACUUAGGUAUGUUUA